This is a messenger RNA of Ostertagia ostertagi, 447 nucleotides long. Lineage: Eukaryota; Metazoa; Nematoda; Chromadorea; Rhabditida; Trichostrongylidae. The record is from the annotation of a GenBank genome assembly.
AUGCUUGUUGCCUUCCUUUUUCUGGUCCUUCAACUCAGCAGCGGAGUACAAGCUCAAGAUGCACCGGCUUGUUGUGAAGGUGGCGUUAUGAGUCGUAACAUGCGUCAAGUAGCCCUUGAUGUUCAUAACACGCAAAGGAGUUUACUUGCGACCGGACAAGUACAGAAUUCAGUAAUGUCUACAGAAAAAUUCCCAGAAGCAAAAAACAUGCUCGCAAUGGAAUACGACUGCAUGUUAGAGAAAAAAGCUUUGGAAGAUAUCUCGAAACACUCCUGUCGGAAGCUCUCGCCGCGAACCACAUUCAGUGACGUGAAACGGAACUACCGUUACAUUAUCACGACUAUUCGGGACUACCAGCCAGAGAAGUCUCCAGAAGUUGCAUUGAUCGAGCACACUCCUCCGGUGUUCAGGGGUCCCGAGAUAAAAAAUGAGACGCUACAACUCUGA